UAGAAAUGUUCAUGGAAUGCGGUCCUUUGUUGAACCCAAAGGGUACAUCGGGGUGUGAAAAGACUCCUCCUGAGCUGGUCUUAUUGGUUCACGCCCGAACAUUUUGAACAUUGAUAUUUAUAUCCAAACGCCUGUGGUUAGGAACAAUCGCACGAUUUUUAAAAAAUAGGAAACACUACCGUUGAACGACUCGCAGGGAGUCCUUCGUGCAACUAGCCCAUGAGCAUGUUGUUGUUAUAUGUGCCCCCUGGACAGCACGUAUACUUUAAAACUAACUUCGUUCAGAUACAUGCACAGACCCCUAGUCCUCGAAUGAUCUGAACAGCAAAUUAAAUUACAGGUCCUUAUCCUCAAAGAAGCCGAAGUCAACUUAAAUCAAAUAUUAAUACAAGAUAUAUAGUUAUUAAUCUCCCUUUGCUUAUACAACAAGGCUCAUGUCAGUAAGGAUUAAGCGGUGGAAACAAUAUUCGAAUACGAAGCGAAUCAAGAGGAAUACUAUUAAGGAGAAGAAGUACAAGAAGGAGUCCAUGCGCUGAAAACACGAACAAUUACUCUUUUUUCCAAAAGCAUUCAAUAACGAGUCUUUUCUACAAUACGGGAUUUCCUCGUCUUGUUCAUGAAGCUUCAAAUCGAAUUGAAAUGAGCGAUAUCAUGCAGCAUUUUGAAAAACCAAGUUACCGAAAUGUCGACUCCAACACAGCUAUCGUUUUGUCUCAGGAAAAUCGAGACACGAAUAGCUGUAGCAUCUUGGAGAACAAGGAAGCGCAGUCCAACUCCGUGGAAGAUCACAGAACCGAAAAAUCGAGUUUUCAGUCGGCUUGGUCAAGGAAUAUGCUCAACAUCUUACGCGCAAAACUUAACAACUUCCGUGGCUUCCAAGGUUCGUCAGAGUACGAUUGCAAACCAUUCAUCGUUGACGGUUGCCGUGUGGGCACGAUCCCACCAUUUGUCCUACCCCACCUGGAGAACUACCCAGCUGUAUUCAAACUCGUAAAGUCAGAAGACAACUGCAUUGAGCACGUCACAUUUGCCCCAAAGCUCAAGACGUUUGAUGAACGGUCCAAGAAGAUUGAAGAAGUGCUGCAGGAGUUUCGACAAAAGGACUUGUUUGUAACCCUUAAAGGGUGGAGAAAUGAGAGUUUCGCUGUUUCAUCAGCAUUUAAUCAGAAGAGGUUAUUCAAAAUCGAAAGAUCAGCUGCAUGUUUGUUUGGAACCACACAAUAUGGUGUACAUGUCAACGGAUAUUUCAAAGCCAAGAGUAAUGGCAUGUUAUACAUGUGGAUAGCCAGACGAAGUCCAAUGAAACCAACUGGACCAGGAAAACUCGACCAGAUAGCAGCUGGUGGGAUCACCUGGCGAUCGAGUAUUACCGAAACACUAUUCAAGGAAUGUAAAGAAGAGGCAUCAAUCCCAGAGUACCUUGUGCAGAGAGCGGUUCCCGCUGGCGCGCUCAGUUUCAUAUUUGAAGACAACAGAGGGAUAUUCCCUGGAGUGCAGUUUGUCUACGAUAUUUGCCUACCUGAAGAUUUUAAACCCAAAGUUAAUGAUGGCGAAGUCAGUGAAUUCUACUGCUGGCCGAUUGAAAAGGUUAAAGAGAAAAUUGCCACUAAGGAAUUUAAACCCAACUGCGCACUAGUGGUUCUUGACUUCUUGAUUCGUCAUGGAGAAAUAAACCCACAAACAGAGCCCAACUUCCUGGACUUCAUACUCUGGUCGCACAAGCCGCCUCACUAACCAUUAACACUGGAUGGAGAAACAUUUAUCUCUGCAUUCGCCCAUGCAGACAAUACUGAUUUUGUUAUCAGUCGUGUAAAUAUUGUACACAAAAUGAACAACGAAGAGCGCAAAACAUACAAAAUUACUUGCAAGGAAAGAAAUCUCAUAGUAAUGUGACGCCACGCGUGUUAGUUCGGCAAGCUGAUGUACAUAUAAAUUUUAAUCAUAACGAGUAUUUACCUAUUUAUACACAAAAAUUGGUAUAUCGAAAUGUUAUGUAUUGGCAAUUUUCUA
Messenger RNA from Actinia tenebrosa (Australian red waratah sea anemone), 2010 nucleotides. RefSeq lists its product as uncharacterized. The record is from RefSeq and is a predicted model, not a curated record. Lineage: Eukaryota; Metazoa; Cnidaria; Anthozoa; Actiniaria; Actiniidae. Gene Ontology annotation, molecular function: 8-oxo-dGDP phosphatase activity.